Sinocyclocheilus grahami is the source of this 1987-nucleotide messenger RNA. RefSeq lists its product as uncharacterized. The transcript has 10 exons. The record is from RefSeq and is a predicted model, not a curated record. NCBI's taxonomy places the organism in Eukaryota, Metazoa, Chordata, Actinopteri, Cypriniformes, Cyprinidae. The annotation marks the transcript as partial.
AUGAGGUUUCUGAUCUCACUGUGUGUGUCUCUACUGCUGCUGAUUAAUGGUGAAAUGAUCAAUGGACAAACUUCAGUUGCUUUCAGCAGCAUCAGCAGUGAUCCCUGCUACAACUAUGAGUCUCUGGAUCGUCCCUGGAGAGCCAACACCGGGUCCCAGUAUUUUAACAUAACUUUUCCAAACUCCAUAACAGUUGCUUUCAGCAGCAUCAGCAGUGAUCCCUGCUACAACUAUGAGUCUCUGGAUCAUCCCUGGAGAGCCAACAAUGAAAGUGGAGAUAACGUUUGUGAUGAACAUUUCUCCUGGAAUGGCUGGUACCGGUUUUUCUACUAUGGAAUGAACAUCCAGAUGUCAGAGACCUGUGUUAGUUCAUACAGCUGUAACACAAACAUCAAUCUGUGGCUCAGUGGUCCUCACCCUCAGAUAGAGGAUGGGGUGGGGAUUCAAGGGGUCUGUGGUUAUUAUUAUUAUUGGGAUGACUGCUGUUAUUACAAGAUAAACCCCAUCAGAGUGAAAGCGUGUCCAGGCAAUUACUAUGUCUAUGAACUUGUGAAUCCACAAAUCUCGUGUUCAGGAUACUGCACAGAUGUCAGCACCAUUUCACGGCCGAUUUCCACCGCAAGUCCAAAUAUAAUUACUGGAUUCAGCAUUACCUCGAAUUAUGACCCGUGCAAUAACUACAACAUACUCGACAACCACUGGAGAAGCACACUCAAUUACGGGUAUUGGAAUGGCGAUGCAAAUGGACUUGAUGACACUCGUGUAGAAUGGGAUGGCUGGUAUCGGCUCUUCAUUGAUGGAUCAAGUGCUCAGAUGCCUGAGUGGUGUUUGACUUACAUGUCAUGUGGAGGUUUUAGUGGUCUUCAUCUUGGUGGCUCUCAUCCUCAACUAGAAGAUGGAGUUGUUAUUCGUGAAAUUUACGGCUCUCGCUAUGAUCAGUGCAGUCGCUACAGAUCUGAACCAAUCCAAGUUAAAGCUUGUCCUGGAAAUUAUUAUGUCUACAAAUUUACCAGACCAACUCUUUCAAUCCCAGCUCCUGUAUAUUGUGCAGCAUUGUUAACCACUCCAAGUGUUGACCCCUGCUACAGCUACACCAGUCUGGAUGAACCUUGGAGAGCCACUGACAACUCUUACUAUAAUGACAAUUACUACUCUGGCAUGUGUGAUUAUAAUGUGGAGUGGAAUGGCUGGUACAGACUGUUCUACAAUGGUCAAAAUGCCCAAAUGCCAGAAUCAUGUGUUAAUUAUGGCAUGUGUGGCACUCAUCACCCACUAUCACUCAAUGGCACUCACCCACAGCUGGAAGAUGGAGUGGUCACCCGUCAGGUCUGUUUAUCAGUGGGUGGCUGCUGUGAUUACACAUCCCACCCUAUAAGAGUCAAAGCCUGUCCUGGAAAUUUCUAUGUUUAUGAGUUUGUCAAACCAAUUGUUUGCAGUGCUUACUGUGUUGUACCAGAAGCCUCAGGCCAGUCCAUCCAAUUAGUUUCUACAACAACAGAGAGAAUUCCACCCAUAGAAUCCAUUACUCCACCAAUCACAACCACUGCUCCCCCUGUUGACCCCUGCUACAACUACAAUGUCCUGGAUGAUCUAUGGAGAGCCACCAACAAUCAACAUUCCUCUCAAAUAAUGUGUGACACUUGGGUCAGCUGGAACGGCUGGUACCGUCUCUUCAUUCAGGGUCAGAGCGUUCAGAUGCCAGACACAUGUGUUGAUGAGUUGAGUUGUGGCACUAUUGCUCCACUGUGGCUGAACGGAGGACAUCCAACAGUUGAGGAUGGCGUGGUCACUCGAGAUGUCUGUGGUCACUGGAGCAAUAACUGCUGCUAUUUCCAAUCCAAUCCCAUUAAAGUCAAAGCCUGUCCAGGAGGGUAUUAUGUCUAUGAGUUUGUGAGCCCAACUACAUGCAGUUUAGCAUACUGUGCAGAGACAACCACAACCGAAACUACAGCCAAAACCACAACCACAGCCAAAAUCACAAGGACUG